AAACCGGUCAGACGGAGACGGGCAGUCGAUUGCUACCGGUCAGUUAUGUGAGGUGACGACGAAUGCUUCCAUUGGGAUCUGGAUUGCUGAUUGGCUUUGUGUACAUUCUCAGUUGCUAAUUGGUUAUCGCGGUGCAUUGACUUAGUUUUAUAAGCGGUCUUAAGAUGUUGUUAUGCUUGGCAUUGGCUGUGAUCGGGUUUUGGACUAAAGCCGAUGCGCAAACUCAGUAUCGCGGAAGCUGCAAUACACCGGUAAAGGCGCCGGGAACUUGUGUCCUGGUAGUGGAAUGCGACUUCAUACGACGAGUGUUGGCGAAGCCGAUUUUGGAGAAGAACGAUGUUCGUUACAUCGAAGCCAGCCGAUGUGGGACUCACGAGGGGAAGGCUCUCGUUUGCUGCGCUCGACCUACGGGAUCAACUCCCAAUCCUGCCAGUAGUUCCACCAAUGGUAACACCAAUAAUAACGAUAUUGACAAUCGAUUUAGUUCGGGUUUAUCGUUGAACGAUCGGCUGAAAUUGCUUCCGCAAGUACCGAAUUGUGGCGUUCAGUACGAUGAUAGAAUCGUCGGUGGGGAACGUGCCGGUAUUACGGCCUAUCCCUGGAUUGCAAGAAUUGAACACUACGAUCAGCGAAACAAUAAAUACGCGUUUCACUGCGGGGGAUCGCUAAUCAAUGAGCGAUACGUGCUGACAGCGGCCCAUUGUUUGUCCGGAAUUCCCAAGGGAUGGACUAUCACUUCCGUCCGACUUGGCGAAUGGGACACCGCAAGCAAUCCGGACUGCGACGAUGGCGAGUGUUACGAUGUCGUCCAGGACAUAGCCGUCGAAAAAGUGAUCAUCCACGAAAACUUCAUCAACUCGCGCACUGAAGUACACAACGACAUCGCCCUGCUGCGAUUAGCAAAACCAGCUGUAAAUUCGGACACGGUUACGCCCAUUUGCCUUCCUUUGGACAGCAGCUUCAGGAAUCGGCCCUCAGAUGGAUCAAGGCUGUUUGUUGCCGGUUGGGGUCAAACAGAAAUGGAUUCUGGCAGCCGCUACAAAUUGCACGUAUCCGUGCCGAAAGUGACGAUACAGCAUUGCCAAAACAAAUACCCUGCAGCCAACAUUGACGAACGGCAGAUCUGUGCCGGUGGCGAAGCCGGUAAAGACUCCUGCCGAGGCGACUCCGGUGGUCCGUUGAUGGAAGUCUUGCCACCCACGAGACAACAGCCGCAACCGGCUUUCUACAUGAUGGGUGUGGUUAGCUUUGGCAGACAGUGUGGAUUGGCCGAUGUUCCCGGAGUUUACACGAAAGUCAACCACUUCGGCGAUUGGAUAUUGAACCAUAUUGAGCCAUAGAUUAUGCAAAUAAAUUCCGGAUAAGUACUUAACCUA
Molecule: messenger RNA, 1376 nt
Organism: Aedes aegypti (yellow fever mosquito)
Lineage: Eukaryota; Metazoa; Arthropoda; Insecta; Diptera; Culicidae
Product: serine protease easter
Exons: 5
Coding region: 165-1340 (391 amino acids)
Biological process (GO): proteolysis
Molecular function (GO): serine-type endopeptidase activity
Source: RefSeq, a predicted model, not a curated record